UUAAGCGGCGGUAGUUCUCGAUUCUGUGUUCUUGUUUGUCGCAUCGAAACGUAGUUCAAUCAAAAUACCUAAGCAAUGUUACUGCACGAAAGUUCAGCCAGCAUGGAACAAAGUGUGCCCGAGAAUCUAAGCACGCAUGUGUUUAGCGAAUGUGAAGUGAAACUAAAGCACGAUGCUGUAGUGAUCAGUGAUAAUGCAAGCAAUAAUCACAGUGAUGUGCCAUCAGCCAAAGAGUCUGACAUAAAUCCUCUACCUGUCAUCAGUACAUCAUCAACGAAUGCAAACACCCCAACAAGUAAUAAUAAUAGCUCUGCUACCAAAGUGAAACUUAGUUUCAGUGUGGAUCGUCUGUUGGGCUCAGAGCCCAGCAGUGAAUCCUUGACAAAUUUCAAUCGACAUUGCUGUGAUGGUAAUCCCUAUGCCUGUUGUACCUAUCCCAAUUGCUAUGGACAGACUAGCUCUGAUAAUGCCAAGCAUUUCCCAAACCCUGCUCCUGCAUCAGCUCCAAUGGCCAUGCCUAGCUCAAUUCCCUAUGGAAACUAUGCGGGCUUGGAUAAAUUUUAUCCCGCCUUUUAUAUGGAUUAUAAAUCAAUACUGAGACCAACACCGAUUCGACCUGAACAUGCAACCACAUUGGCAACAAAUGCUCUUUUACGAUUCCAUCAGCAACACCAUCAACAGCAGCAACAGCAACAACAACAGCAUCAGCAACAUCUUCACCCGCAGCAACAUAAGUCACCAACAGGGACAUCAUCAACUGCUGCUGCUGCUGCUGCAUUGCUGGCACCGUUGCACAGUCUGAAGACAUUACAAUUAACACAACAGCAACGAUUUUUAAGUAAGCCUCCGCACCAACUGCUGGACAUUCCACCAACAACAACUGCAACUGCGACGACAAUGUCUGGAGGACAUCAUAAUAGCAUUAGCAAUAGUCACAAUGGUAACUCGAACAGCAGCAACAACAACAACAGCAACAGCAAUGGCAAACGUAAGCGUUCCUGGUCGCGGGCUGUAUUCACAAAUCUUCAGAGAAAAGGUCUGGAAAUACAAUUUCAACAACAGAAAUAUAUUACCAAACCAGAUAGACGCAAAUUGGCUGCCAGAUUAAAUCUAACAGAUGCACAAGUUAAAGUGUGGUUUCAAAAUCGUCGCAUGAAAUGGCGGCAUACACGUGAGAAUCUAAAAAGUGGCCAAGAGAAGCAACCAGCACAACAACAGCAACAGCAGCAGCAACAACAAUCACAACAGCAAUCCAUAUCAAUGGCCAAGCCAACAACAACAACAGCAACAACUUUGCCAGGACUAUCAGGAUCUACGCCUCAAGAGAAUCUCGACUAUAGCUCAGAUAGCUGUUCCAGUGCAGAUCUGAGCGAUCAGGCCGAUGACGAUGAUGACAAUAUUGAAAUCGAUGUAGUCGAAUAAAGCGAAAAAUUUAUACAGUUUAUG
Drosophila willistoni is the source of this 1446-nucleotide messenger RNA. RefSeq names its product homeobox protein H2.0 (gene H2.0). The coding region runs from base 76 to 1422 and encodes 448 amino acids. Lineage: Eukaryota; Metazoa; Arthropoda; Insecta; Diptera; Drosophilidae. The transcript is spliced from 3 exons. The record is from RefSeq and is a predicted model, not a curated record. Gene Ontology annotation, biological process: regulation of DNA-templated transcription. Gene Ontology annotation, molecular function: sequence-specific DNA binding; DNA-binding transcription factor activity, RNA polymerase II-specific.